AUGGGAAAAAGCCGUCGCCAGUCAUCGCUGACCAAGUCUAUCCAGGCUGGGUUGUUACGCGACCCAGACCGUUUCAAGAAGACGGCCUGGGGACAUUUUAUUGCAUUUUUCACACUUCACCGAAUCAAAUUAAUUCGAUUUGAGGAAGAGCUGUUUGCUACACUUCGUCGGGAAACCUGGCAGUUUAACGAAAAUGAAUACCAUGCCAGCUUUCGCACGACAAGUGGCCAGCCACCGCUGAAAUCGAUGGGCGAUCUGGGGUAUUCGGGCUCAACAUUCUUCGGUACUCUUGAUGGUCACUAUGUCAUCAAAAGCCUUCCACGCCACUUCGAAUACACUUUCUUCCAGAGCGAUCUGCUCGAGCCAUACAACGACUAUAUGCGCGAACACCCAGAUUCUGUUCUUGUUUGGAUAACAGACUACCUUAUUUCUCCAUAUUUGACCCUUGGCACGAUAUUCGGCUGUACUCCUGCGCACCAUAUCAUCAUGGAGAACAUCCUCUGCGGUCAAUCGGACGAUCCUGCCGGCGAUCGCUGGGAAACUUACGACCUCAAGCCAAUCGACUACUUCUAUCCAGAGCGCGACUUGUUGCCCGCACCACUUGUUAGUGAUGCGACGUUGGACAAGCUAGCAGACACUUUCAAUGACAAGCUACAUCUGUGGAGGAAGGACUACGAAAACUUCAUACAGGCUAUGAAGGAGGAUACAAAGUUUUUGGAAGAUGCAAAUGCAGUCGAUUACUCCCUCUUCCUAGUGCGAAUGCCAGCUAGCUCAAGUCCAGAGGUACUCGGAAGAAAAAGCCCCUGGCGAGCAGGUCUGCCCUCGGCAGACGGUAAGUGGAAAUAUCGGGCUGUGAUACUCGAUUUCUUUUGGGCUCGACAUAAGCUUCAUGCGCAGGCGUUGUCCGGAGUGGUGCAGACGUUCAACGUGGUAGGUCGGAAGGGGCAUAUGUCGAUUACGACCACAGCACCAGAUUAUCGGCAGAAGUUCUUGGCGAUGGUAGCAGAGAUGAUUAAAGUCCAUUGA
Molecule: messenger RNA, 1026 nt
Organism: Penicillium cataractarum
Lineage: Eukaryota; Fungi; Ascomycota; Eurotiomycetes; Eurotiales; Aspergillaceae
Product: phosphatidylinositol phosphate kinase family protein
Exons: 2
Coding region: 1-1026 (341 amino acids)
Biological process (GO): phosphatidylinositol metabolic process
Molecular function (GO): phosphatidylinositol kinase activity
Source: RefSeq, a predicted model, not a curated record